AUGGCGGUGAAAUGGAACCAGGUGAACGGCAGCGAUGGGAUGUUCAAAUACGAGGAGAUUGUCUUGGAAAGGGGUAACUCUGGCCUCGGCUUCAGCAUAGCAGGAGGAAUUGACAACCCCCACAUUCCAGAUGACCCAGGUAUCUUCAUCACCAAAAUCAUCCCCGGGGGAGCAGCAGCCAUGGACGGCCGUCUAGGGGUGAACGACUGCGUGCUGCGGGUGAACGACGUGGACGUCUCUGAGGUGGUGCACAGCAAAGCCGUGGAGGCCCUGAAGGAAGCGGGGCCCGUGGUGCGGCUCGUGGUGCGCCGCCGGCAGCCCCCACCAGAGACCAUCAUGGAGGUCAACCUCAUGAAGGGCCCCAAAGGCCUGGGGUUCAGCAUCGCCGGGGGCAUCGGGAACCAGCACAUCCCUGGGGAUAACAGCAUCUACAUCACCAAGAUCAUCGAGGGAGGUGCUGCCCAGAAGGACGGGCGCCUGCAGAUUGGGGACCGGCUGCUCGCGGUGAAUAACACGAACCUGCAGGACGUGCGGCACGAGGAGGCUGUGGCUGCCCUGAAGAACACUUCUGACAUGGUGUACCUGAAAGUGGCCAAGCCUGGCAACAUCCACCUCAACGACAUGUACGCGCCCCCCGACUACGCCAGCACCUUCUCAGCCUUGGCUGACAACCAUAUAAGCCAUAACUCCAAUCUGGGCUACCUUGGCAGCAUCGAGAGCAAGCCUGCCUACCCAGUCCCUCCCCAGGUGACUCCAUCCCGGUACUCGCCCAUCCCUCGGCACAUGAUAGGGGAUGAGGACUUCACCAGGGAGCCCCGGAAAAUCAUCCUUCACAAAGGUUCCACUGGCCUGGGCUUCAACAUCGUCGGGGGAGAAGAUGGUGAGGGGAUCUUUGUGUCCUUCAUCCUGGCUGGAGGCCCUGCUGACCUCAGCGGGGAGCUGCGGAGGGGAGACCGCAUCCUGUCGGUCGGGCUGGCGCGGCAGCAGGAGACAGGGUGGCGGCUGCUCCUGCCUGCUGGGGAGGUGGUGGUGGCAGCUUUUGCUGGGGUGCUGGAGCCUCUUGGCUUCAUCCUGUCUCAUGCAGGGAUGAACAGGCUCGUGGGGAAGGUGCCCCAUGAAUACUGCCUCUCUCAGCAUGGGUCUGUGGCUCAGGGGCAACUCCUGCCUGCACUGAUCAACCCUUUCCCCACAGAGUACAGCCGCUUCGAGUCAAAGAUCCACGACCUGAGAGAGCAGAUGAUGAACAGCAGCAUGAGCUCUGGCUCCGGCUCCCUCCGGACAAGCGAGAAGAGAUCUCUCUAUGUCCGAGCCCUGUUUGACUAUGACCGGACCCGGGACAGUUGCCUGCCCAGCCAGGGGCUCAGCUUCUCUUAUGGGGACAUCCUGCACGUCAUCAACGCCUCGGAUGAUGAGUGGUGGCAAGCCAGACUGGUCACUCCUCAUGGCGAGAGUGAGCAGAUCGGGGUCAUCCCCAGCAAGAAAAGGGUGGAAAAGAAGGAGAGAGCACGGUUGAAAACGGUGAAGUUCCAUGCCAGGACUGGCAUGAUUGAGUCCAACAGGGACUUCCCUGGGUUAAGUGACGAUUAUUAUGGAGCAAAGAACCUGAAGGGCGUGACAUCAAACACCAGUGACAGCGAGAGCAGUUCCAAAGGACAAGAGGACACCAUCCUGUCAUACGAGCCAGUGACGCGGCAUGAAAUUCACUACGCGAGGCCGGUGAUCAUCCUGGGGCCGACCAAGGACCGGAUUAACGACGAUCUCAUCUCUGAAUUCCCACACAAGUUUGGUUCCUGUGUGCCACACACCACCAGGCCUCGGCGUGACAACGAGGUGGAUGGACAGGACUAUCACUUUGUCGUAUCCCGUGAACAGAUGGAGAAAGACAUCCAGGACAACAAGUUCAUAGAGGCUGGGCAGUUCAAUGACAAUCUCUAUGGGACCAGCAUUCAGUCAGUGCGGGCAGUAGCAGAGAGGGGGAAACACUGCAUCCUGGAUGUGUCUGGCAAUGCUAUCAAGAGGUUGCAACAAGCACAACUUUAUCCCAUUGCCAUUUUCAUCAAACCAAAAUCCAUUGAAGCUCUCAUGGAGAUGAACCGGAGACAGACGUAUGAACAGGCCAACAAGGUCUUUGACAAAGCCAUGAAACUUGAGCAAGAGUUUGGAGAGUAUUUUACAGCAAUCGUACAAGGAGACUCUCUUGAAGAGAUUUACAGCAAAAUCAAACAGGUCAUUGAGGACCAGUCCGGGCACUACAUCUGGAUCCCAUCUCCAGAGAAACUCUGAAGAUGCCCCCCACCUGCUUCCCUGUGAGCAGAAGAUCUCUGAAGUCCCACCCAAGCCCUCUGCCCCAAGAUGGGGGGGGAUAUGAAAACAAUUCCUGCCCCCUUUUUUUAGAUCGUCGCAAAAUUGAGUUUUCUAGUCCUGUUUCUUUUGUUGGGAUGAACUCAUCUCGUUCAUCACGUGACUGUUCCCACUGAUCCUGCAUGGACCUUUCCACUGCUCCAUUAGAGACAGAUGAGAACCCAUUCAAGGUCGUUUUUUAUUAUUAUUAUUAUUAACUAAACC
This is a messenger RNA of Chaetura pelagica (chimney swift), 2565 nucleotides long. RefSeq names its product discs, large homolog 3 (Drosophila) (gene DLG3). The record is from RefSeq and is a predicted model, not a curated record. Bases 1 to 2283 code for a protein of 760 amino acids. Gene Ontology annotation, biological process: chemical synaptic transmission. Lineage: Eukaryota; Metazoa; Chordata; Aves; Apodiformes; Apodidae. Gene Ontology annotation, cellular component: postsynaptic density membrane; neuron projection; neuromuscular junction. The transcript has 20 exons. Gene Ontology annotation, molecular function: kinase binding.